This is a messenger RNA of Cylas formicarius (sweet potato weevil), 1622 nucleotides long. RefSeq names its product juvenile hormone epoxide hydrolase 1-like. Lineage: Eukaryota; Metazoa; Arthropoda; Insecta; Coleoptera; Brentidae. The coding region runs from base 247 to 1593 and encodes 448 amino acids. Gene Ontology annotation, biological process: epoxide metabolic process. Gene Ontology annotation, molecular function: epoxide hydrolase activity. The transcript is spliced from 3 exons. The record is from RefSeq and is a predicted model, not a curated record.
UCUACGUAAAUAGGUACAAAUACAUUUAAAACAAAAUACCUUGAAAUUUAUUUCUGUGUCUCUUGAAUGCUAAAAAUAGGAUCGUUGUUACCUAAUGACCUUAUCUGACCGCACAUGCGAACGCUGAUUUAAAGUUUUAUCAGCAAGUAAAAGGCUUGCCGGAAUUUCAGUACCCAUUUAUCAGUCUGUAUGAGUAUGUUAAACCGAUAACGAACUAUUAUACCGCGUUGGUGUUGCUGGGUGAAUAUGAUGCCGAUCAUGUUUUACGUUGUUUUGCUUGUGAUUAUCCUGGUUUUUUAUGUCUGGAAAAAGCACUUUAAAACCCAGAACGCUCCCGAUAUCGAGGAACUAUGGUGGCGACCACGGGAGGACGAUCAUGAUGAAACAAUUAAACCAUUCAAAAUCGACAUACCGCGAGAGAUUAUCGCCGACCUCAACCAAAGACUAAGCAGCGUGUUACCUUUUGAACCACCCCUAACCGACGACCACUCCUUCGGUGUCAACACUAAAUUUUUAAACGAAGUCGUCGAUUACUGGAAAACGAAAUACGACUGGUCGGAAAGGCAAAAGUUUCUCAACCAGUAUCCCCAGUUCCAAACCCGCAUCCAAGGCCUAAACGUCCACUUCCUCCACAUCAAGCCCGAAAACCCGCCCGAUUUGGCAACCGUGCCUCUGCUGCUCCUCCACGGCUGGCCAGGAUCUAUCAGGGAAUUUUACGAAAUCAUUCCUUAUCUCACAAAACCCCAACCCGGUCGAGGUUUCGUAUUCGAACUCGUCAUUCCAUCUUUGCCCGGAUACGGUUUCUCCGAGGCACCGUCGAAACCCGGCUUGGAAUCGACGCAAAUGGCGGCAAUUUUCAAAAAUCUCAUGAUUCGCUUGGACCACCCGAAAUUCUUUGUGCAGGGUGGAGAUUGGGGCGCGAUAAUCGCCCAGGACUUGGCAACGUUGUACCCCGAACACCUGUUGGGGUUGCACAGCAAUAUGCCAGUGAGUCGGGCGCCCAUAGGCGUGCUCAAGAUAUUUUUGGGGUCGAUCCAUCCCUCGCUGGUCGGCAUUACCGAAAGGGAGCGCAAAAAAAUCUAUCCCAUGUCGAAAGUGAAACAACUGAUGUAUCAGGAGACAGGAUAUUCCCAUCUGCAUUUUACUAAGCCCGAUACCAUAGGAGUGGCUUUGAGGGACAGUCCCGUGGGUUUGGCCGCUUACAUUUUGGAAAAGUUUAUCACGUGGACCGACAUAAGGUGGCAGAAACGGAACGACCACGCCGAAUUCUUGCAAAGGUUCGAUUUGGACCACCUCCUCGACAAUAUAAUGAUCUACUGGGUGACGAGAACCAUAACGACCUCUAUGAGGUUGUACGCGUUCCGGUUCCAAUCGCAGGUCAACUUGGACAGAGUUCCGGUUAUAGUGCCCACGGGCUUCGCCAAGUUCUUCAAUGAGCUCUUCUUCUUUCCGAAAGCGGCCUUGGAGGACAAGUUCAUCAACGUCGUCCAUUUCCGAGAGUACGACGUGGGCGGCCAUUUUCCCGCUUUUGAAGUGCCCGACGUGUUGGCAAGAGAUAUUUUCGACUUUGUGGAGGUGGUCAGAUCCCUAUGAAUCGUAAUUUUCGGGUUAAAUAUAUUCAC